AAAUGAUUGGCUUAAGGGAUUCACAGCCGCAAAUUCAAAGGAUCAUGUCAUUAAAGAGGGAGCGCCAAGAUAAGCAGAGCUGGGGCAACUGCAGCAGUGCCUUACGAGGCGAUUACGAGCAAACCAACAACCGAAAGCUUCACGAGACGACUCCUAGACCUGAGUCUACUGAGACACAGACAGAAUUUUUCCGAGGUGAUGUAUUAAAUGGGGUGCUGUCCGCUCCUAAAUUCUCUCUGUCAUGCAAUUCCGUCUGCUGCUUUUCUUCAUACCCAUUUCCAAUGUGGUUUUCGCACCUCGAAUAUCAACGAAUAAUCGCUCAAACCUUACCAUCAUUUCAGCUUUUGAUAAAUAGAUCACUUGAACAUACUCGGAUUGUGACUCUCUUUGAGACUCUGACUCUACGCCAUGUCACCUACCUUCUUUCCUAAUGGAACUUGGACUGGUGCAUACCCGAACGGGACAGCCAUCAACCCCGAUGACUGUACACUGGACUUAUGUCCUCUCUCCGAGGCCCACUUCACCUAUGUUCCAACGCUCUAUGGGAACGCCGCGCUUGCUGGAAUUUUCGGAAUAUACGCAGGUUUUCAUCUUGUUAUUGGUAUUCGCUUUAAAACCUGGGGUUAUAUGACUGGUAUGGUGGGUGGUCUAUUGCUUGAAGUUUUGGGAUACGCCAACCGGAUCAGGAUGCAUUACAAUCCCUUCCCAAAAAUGCCCUUCGUUCUGCAACUCGUUGGUCUGACCAUCGGCCCCGCUUUCCUCAGUGCAGCCAUAUACCUUUGUCUUGGCCGAAUCAUUGUUGUGUACGGUCAACACAUCUCCAGGCUCAAGCCUCGAUCAUACACAACAAUAUUCAUGUCCUGUGACCUUGUCAGCCUCAUUUUGCAGUCUGCGGGUGGAGCGAUGGCAAGUAUUGCGGACACACAGAAGGAUACAGAUACGGGAGUGAAUGUGAUGAUUGCAGGCCUCAUUGCACAAGUCCUGAGUUUGACUGUUUUUGCACUACUCUGUGCAGACUUUGCUGUCAAAUCAAGGAUGAUGUGGAACGAUCGAGACCCUCGAUACUUCGACCUACGUCAGACUAGGUUUUGGAAAGCGUUCUUAGCAGGGCUCUGCGUUGCCACUGUCGCAAUUUAUAUAAGAUCAGUCUUUCGAGUUGCUGAACUCUGGGGAGGUUUUGACAGCUCUCUUGCCAAUAACGAGCCUAUGUUCAUGGCACUGGAAGGAGGAAUGCUUCUCGUUGCAACAACAUGCCAGACCAUUUUCCAUCCACACUUCGCCUUUCGGGGUCAUUGGCAUAACGCUAAUUUUGCCAUGGGAAAAAGUAAAGCUGGAAUAUAUUCGAGGCCCAUCGAAGAUGACAUUGAGUUGAUGAGCGGGAGAGAUUGAGCUUUGGCUGAUGUUUCUUUGAGGGUGUAGAAGUUGUUGCUUUGUGAUGUGGACUCGUCUGAGAGUUUUUGAUAAACGGGGAUCUGAAUUUCUUCGGAUGAGUCUUCUCUCGCUCAUUUUGCUUGCAAUCAGCCAGCCAUGACCGGCAUAAUCAGUAAAAGUAAUCUUGUAACCUUCUUUUGCUUGGAAUCACCAAAUAAUCAGACGCUCG
Molecule: messenger RNA, 1600 nt
Organism: Cadophora gregata
Lineage: Eukaryota; Fungi; Ascomycota; Leotiomycetes; Helotiales; Ploettnerulaceae
Exons: 5
Coding region: 409-1389 (326 amino acids)
Cellular component (GO): plasma membrane; fungal-type vacuole
Source: RefSeq, a predicted model, not a curated record